AUGUCUUCCACCUGGCGUCGCGCCGCGGUUUUCUCGCUGUUCUCCCUUCUCGCGCACCGCGUCGUGAGUGACACCGCCAUCAGCCCGUCCUUCUCCUAUGGCACGGAGACGGUCCGCGGCGUCAAUUUGGGAGGAUGGCUCGUCCUCGAGGUGAGGGGCUCGCUUGACCGCUGUCGGCCGCACCCAUGGAUCACGCCCAGUCUCUUCGACAACACCGGCAACGAUAACAUCGUUGACGAGUGGACCUUCGCUGAGCUCCAAGACACUGCGACAGCAACCUCUGCCCUCCAGAACCACUGGAACAGCUGGAUAACAGAACAAGACUUCGCAGACAUUGCGGCAGCCGGUUUGAACCAUGUUCGCCUUCCUAUCGGAUAUUGGGCAUUCGACGUCGGCCCGGGAGAGCCUUACAUCCAGGGCCAGGUUCCCUACCUCCAGAAUGCUGUUGGUUGGGCUGGGAACUAUGGUCUCAAAGUUAUCGUCGACCUGCACGGUGUUCCAGGAAGCCAGAAUGGCUUCGACAACUCGGGACAGAGAAUGAAUUACCCGGAGUGGCAGUCGAACUCUACGAACGUGCAGCGGACCGACGCCAUUGUCAAAACGAUCGCGUCAAUGUUCGCCAACAACCCCCAGGUCGUGUCUAUCAUCGAGCCGAUCAACGAGCCAGCGGGGUAUGAUAAUAACGGUAAUCAGAUGCUGGAUGUGGUCCAGCAGUACUACUACGAUUCGUACGGAAACAUCAGAUAUUCUUUCGGCACCUCGGAGGAGAGCAACACGGUCGUACUACUGCAUGACGCGUUCCAAUCUCUCAGCUACUGGUCGGGCUUUGAGACUCCCUCCAACUGGCAAGGUGUCGCAAUGGACACGCACAUCUACCAGAUGUUCUCGGACUCGGAAGUAGCCUAUUCCGACUCGCAGCAUAUCUCCGCCGCCUGUAACUACGCCUCGACCCUCUCAGGCUUCGACCUCUGGUUGAUUGUCGGUGAAUGGUCGCCCGCCGCCACCGACUGCGCGACCUACCUCAACGGCCGUGGUAUCGGUGCGCGGUACGACGGCUCCUACGCCGGCUCGUCGUACGUCGGCAGCUGCGACGGCUUGACCGGCUCGGCUUCGACGUUCAGUAGUUCGUACCAGACGUUCCUCCGCCAGUUCUGGGAGGCGCAGACGAUCACGUUUGAAAACAACGCGCAAGGUUGGAUCCAGUGGACAUGGAAGACGGAGAGCGCGGAUGAGUGGUCCUACCAGGCCGGAUUGGCCAACGGCUGGAUCCCGCAGAACCCGACGGACCUGCUCUACCCCAACAUCUGUGGCUAGGUUACUGCUGACCCGCUGAUGUCUGCCUCGACGAAGCGACAUUAUCUGUUCUUUGCUUGUGUUACGUCAUCUGUGCAAUUAAACCGGACCUCCAUUACUCACUUCACCUAGUCAAUACGAUCCGAGUAGUCUAACUACCAUUGUAUUAGUUCUACGACACAAUCACGGUUUUACGACUUUCACGACGAUACUCUCUGUAUUAUUGCACUACUGCGGUAUACAAGGAUUCGCGUAUUCCUCAGCUGGCAAACCUGAGUUUGGACGCGCUUG
Messenger RNA from Rhodofomes roseus, 1584 nucleotides. Its product is annotated as exo-beta-1,3-glucanase. Gene Ontology annotation, molecular function: beta-glucosidase activity. The coding region runs from base 1 to 1314 and encodes 437 amino acids. Gene Ontology annotation, cellular component: cell surface; extracellular region. Gene Ontology annotation, biological process: glucan catabolic process. The transcript has 7 exons. The record is from RefSeq and is a predicted model, not a curated record. NCBI's taxonomy places the organism in Eukaryota, Fungi, Basidiomycota, Agaricomycetes, Polyporales, Fomitopsidaceae.